AGUGGGGUUUUAACUCGACUUGGUGAACGUUGUACUGGUAACAGUGAGGAACAGUCUCAGUCUGUACUUGGAGGAACUUGAAAACAAAAGUGUUGAGCUCCUCCCCUUAAUGGAAAAAAAAAAAGCAAGUCUCAAAUUCCCCCCACUUCCUCUUUCCACCCACAACAUUCCCUUCCCGUUAUCAUUCACACUGCUCCUCUGCAUGAAAAGCUCAAACAAGUGUGUGCAAUGGAGGGAACUGAGUCAACAGCUAGAGAGAGAACAACAGGAAAGGAUGGAAAUCAGACGACAGACCAGAAGCUGCUGAAUACCAGCAAACCUCUGCAUCGCUUCGUCCAAAGAGAGCCCAAAAGUCUUGGGAUUGUCCUCCUGAUGUUUGGCUGUGCAGAGGUCCUGAUGGGAUUCGUGCUGGCCCAAGGCUCAGAUCAAAUUCGUACUUCUAUUGCGAUCUACAUUCCCUUCUGGCAGGGAGCUCUGUUUCUUACCUGUGGAAUCCUGUCGAUCUACACGGAGAUACAUCCAUCCAAGAAGUUGGCGACUGUGUGUUUGGCGAUGUAUGUGGUUUCACUUUUGGGAAUCAUAGUCUCCGUUGGCUACAGGAUUUCCCUCUUCACAAUGUAUGGCCACCGUUGGUACAUGUACCAUUAUUAUGGGUAUGACGAAUGGACCUUUUACACAAGGAACCAGAUUUUUGCUAUUGAAGGCCUAUUGUUGACUUCCUCUCUGUGUGUGUUGGGGCUUCUCAUCUUCUUGGCUACCGUUGCACGUUUAGCUCUGAAAUCCACACACACUCAGGUUAUUAUUCAGCACAUCCCGCCACCACCGAGGGACGUAACACCAAACUAAUCUCAACCUUUUGAAGUAUUAUCCUACAAUAACUAACGCUGGUCUUAUUCCUGCAGCAUAACUAUCCUGUGAAAGAAAACGUGUGGUCAUUCUGUACAGUAUAUCAAAUGUGGAUGUUAUUACACCACCAAGACCAGGGGUCAGCAACCUUUACUGUCAAAAGAGCCAUUUUUGGCAACAAAAAAAAAAAAAGUCUGUCUGGAGCCGCAAAACAUUUGAUCAUU
Messenger RNA from Sebastes umbrosus (honeycomb rockfish), 1070 nucleotides. RefSeq lists its product as uncharacterized. Lineage: Eukaryota; Metazoa; Chordata; Actinopteri; Perciformes; Sebastidae. The record is from RefSeq and is a predicted model, not a curated record. The transcript is spliced from 7 exons. Gene Ontology annotation, cellular component: membrane. The coding region runs from base 229 to 846 and encodes 205 amino acids.